Staurois parvus is the source of this 303-nucleotide messenger RNA. Lineage: Eukaryota; Metazoa; Chordata; Amphibia; Anura; Ranidae. The record is from the annotation of a GenBank genome assembly.
UUCAGUACCAGAAGCGGUAACCCCGAGCUACACUCGGGAAUACCCUGCAGCGUUGCUCAGGGAUUCCCUGCAGCACUUACCUUGUCCUUCGCUCCCGCGAUGUGUCCCCUGCAGCAUCCCCGGCCAUCUCCUCCGGCUGAUGCCGGCAUCCAGCUUCCGUGUUCCGGUCCCUGCGAGCGUUGGAACGUAGGGGGGCCGGAACCAGCUGCAAAUUUGAAAAUUUUAAAAACUGACAUUUUCUAUUAAACGAAUAUCACAUAUGCUCUGUCCUGUGCCCUGCCUGCAUUUUUACUGUUCUUUCUG